GUCGGUGCGCUGCAGGCAGCGCCGGGAGCCGGCUCCUAAUAACAUCCCGCGGCUGUCACUCGGUCCCGGGGUCAGAUAUGGCCCUGGUGCGCGACGCCGAGCCCGCGGCCGGGUCCUCCCGCUGGCUGCCCACGCACGUCCAGGUGACUGUGCUGCGGGCCAGCGGGUUGAGGGGUAAGAGCUCAGGCGCCGGCAGCACCAGCGACGCGUACACGGUGAUCCAGGUGGGCCGCGAGAAGUACAGCACCUCGGUGGUGGAGAAGACGCAAGGCUGCCCGGAAUGGUGCGAGGAGUGCUCGUUCGAGCUGCCGCCCGGUGCCCUGGACGGCCUACUGCGGGCACAGGAGGCAGAUGGGUCCCCUGCGCCCUGGGCCUCGGGCCCCAACGCCGCCUGCGAGCUGGUGCUCACCACCAUGCACCGCUCGCUCAUCGGUGUGGACAAGUUUCUGGGUCGGGCCACCGUUGCUCUGGAUGAGGUCUUCCGCGCAGGCCGCGCCCAGCACACGCAGUGGUACAAGCUAUACUCUAAGCCAGGCAAGAAGGAGAAGGAGCGCGGUGAGAUCCAGGUGACCAUCCAGUUUACACGAAACAACUUGAGUGCCAGCAUGUUUGACCUGUCUAUGAAGGACAAGCCACGGUCCCCCUUCAGCAAGCUCAAGGACAAGGUGAAGGGCAAAAAGAAGUAUGAACUAGAAUCUGCCUCAGCUAUUCUCCCAAGCAGUGCCCUGGAGGAUCCUGAUCUGGGCAACCUGGGCAAGAUGGGCAAAGCCAAAGGUUUCUUCCUCCGCAACAAGCUACGCAAGUCCUCGCUCACACAGUCCAAUACCUCGCUGGGUUCGGACAGCACCCUGUCCUCUACUAGCGGCAGCCUGGUCUACCACGGCCCUGGAGCUGAGCUUCUCACCCGUUCACCAAGUCACAGCAGCUGGCUGUCCACUGAAGGGGGCAGGGAUUCUACACAGUCCCCCAAGCUGCUCACCCACAAGAGGACAUACAGCGAUGAGGCCAGCCAGCUACGUGCAGCUCCUCCUCGGGCUCUUCUUGAGCUCCAGGGCCACCUUGAUGGUGCCUCCCGCUCCUCCCUUUGUGUCAAUGGGAGCCAUGUGUACAAUGAGGAGCCUCAACCCCCAUUACGGCACCGCAGUUCCAUCUCAGGCCCCUUUCCAACCUCAACCUCCUUACACAGUGCCCCACCUCGGCCCUCUGAAGAAGGGCCUCGGGCCUCAGAUGACUCGUGGGGCAGAGGCAGCCGUGGCACCAGUAGCUCAGAGGCUGUGCCUGGACAGGAGGCGCUGAGCACUCAGGCCAAAGUGUUGGCCCUGGAGGCUGGUUGCUCUGGAGAAGAAGAGGGGGCCCGGCCUUCAGAGGGAAAGCCAGUCCAGGUUGCCACACCCAUGGUGGCCUCAUCUGAGGCUGUGGCAGAGAAGGAGCGGAAGCCCCGCAUGGGCCUCUUCCAUCAUCACCAUCACCACCAGGGGCUGAGCCGGAGUGAGCUGGGGCGCCGCGGCUCAGUUGGAGAGAAAGGGAGUCCUUCUCUGGGAGCCUCCCCGCACCACUCAUCCACAGGGGAGGAAAAGGCCAAGAGUAGUUGGUUUGGCUUGAGAGAAUCCAAGGAAUCAACUCAGAAGCCCAGCCUGGACGUGUCUCCUCAGGUAGAAUCUGACCCAGCUGCUCCUCCUCACCCCUGCUCCCCCCAGGCUCUGGCCCCCCCUACUCCUGCUCCCGCUGCUGCUCCCAUGCUAAGCACUAACCUUUUUGCAGCCACCUCCCCUGCUGCUACCACUGCCGCUGCUGCCACCAUUGUCCCUGAAGCCACCCCAUCUGGAUUCUUGGGGGUCACCAACCCGUUCCUCACCUCCUUGCAGAGCAACCCCUUCUUCGAGGAGCUCAAAGCCGACAUAGCACUAAAUUCUCCUUCACCUGCUCCCUCUCUCCCCAGUGCCUCGAGGGCCAGCCUGGCCCCCCUGGCCUCCCCUGGGAAAACCCUGCCUGAGUGGGACGACACCUUCAACAUCUUUGCUGCUGGCAGGCUGCAGCCAGAGGCCAGGAGUGAGAUUCUGGUCCCUGCAGAAAUGGGGCUGGAGGAGGAUGGGCUGCAAGACCCAGGCCCUGGGACCAUGACACUGAAAGCAACAGAGCCCCAGAGAGACCCUGGGGGAGAAAGAGAUGGAAGCAGGAUAUGGCUGGAACCCAGGGUGCCUGUGGACUCGGGACUGGACCAGCCAAGCACAAGUGUGUCUGACCCAGGACCCCUUGGGUCUUCAGGAACUAGCCCAUCUUCCAGAGCAGCCCAGUUGCACCUACGAGCCUCAGCCUCAACGCCAGACCGGGAGCUUCCUGCCUCAGAAGUGGGAGCUGGGCAGAGCCCAGCAGAUAGCGGGGCAUCUCUGUUCAGCUCCCCAGAAGUGCUCAGUGUGUGGGAGAGACUUCCUGGUUCAGAUGACAUUCCUGGGGGCCAGGAUGAGGAGGCUCCCCAAGAUGGAGGCCAGCUUUUCCAGGAGCUGAACACAGUGGAGGAUUCUUGGCCUUGGGAUGUGAUCACCAUUUCUCCUACAGCUGAGAUUGCUUCAUCCAUCAUACAGGGAGAGUCCGAUGAGGUGCCUCCUCUCCAGGUGCAGCCUGAAUCACCAGCCUCUCUGCACCCCGUGGAGAGUGAGGGGCACCCUGCAUUGCAGCUGGAGCCAGAGCCUGAGCAGGGAUUAGAUGAGGAGCCAUGGCCUGGUCCACCACCUCCCAAGCCACCACGCCUCUUCACACCUACAAAUUCCCAGGUGGAGGAGGAGGAGGAAGAGGAGGACCAAGAGGAGGAAGAGAAUGCUAUAGGGGGUUUGGAUAGUGGGGGGCCAGGGAUAGAAGAAGAAAUCACCCCAAGUGCAUUGGUUGUUGGUCCUCAAGAGUCCAAGGAGGAGGGGGUAAAUCCAGAGUUGGAGGGAUUGCACAGCCUGCCCUCUGGGACCCUGGUGGGUGAGCCAGAGCUUGAAGAGCUAGCAGGAGAUACUGGUGCUCCUGAAUCCGGGGCCAGCCCCAUGAGACUCACCAGCUGCCUUGAGGGGCCCAUCCUCAGAUCCCAUAGCUCAACCGGCUCAACUCUGCUGAGUCAGAAGGUCUGGGGGACUUCAGAUACAGGUGAGAACCUUAAAACCCAGAGCCAGGAGCUAGCCAAAGAGGGAUUUGGGCCUCUCUCAGUCACCCCUCAGCAGGCUGAUCUGUGGGCCUCAGAGGAGGAGGAGGAGGAGAAGGAGGAUGCCUUGAAUCCCUUCUUAUGUCAGGAGAGCCAAGAUCCCCCCAGUCUCCCAUCCAUAUCACCACCAGGGUCAAGGGAAUCCUCUAUCCACUCUGGUCCAGAAGAGUUGCCCACACCCCCAGAACCUGCCUUCCCACCUCCCCCUCUCCCACCCUGGGCCAGCCACCGCCAUGGGGUGCCAGGCCCUCCAUGCCCUCCCCUGCCUGUAGCCUGGCCCUUGACCUCUUCUUCCUCACCUCCCGAGGAGUCAGCUUCACCCCUUGGUCCCCUUGAGCGCUCCCCCACUGGGGGCUCCCCUACGCCAUAUGGGGAAGACCACGCUGCAGCCACCCCAGCCUCCCCGCUUGUGCUUCUGCCCUUGGAGACACGACCAGCUGAGGAGCUCCAGCCCAGUGGCAGUCCCCAUCCCGUGAAGCCCCUCAGUGCUGCCCCCGUGGAGGCCAGCCCCGACAGGAAACAGACCCGCACCAGCCUGAGCACAGCCCUGAGCAGCGGACUGGAGAAGCUUAAAACUGUCACGUCUGGCAGCAUUCAGUCUGUGGUUCCAGCAUCUCAGCUUGGCCCAGCUGUGGACACCAAGAAACUGAAGGACUCUGCUGUGCUGGACCAGUCGGCCAAGUACUAUCACCUGACUCAUGAUGAGCUCAUUGGCCUGCUCCUGCAGCGUGAGCGUGAGCUGAGCCAGAGAGACGAGCAUGUGCAGGAGCUGGAGAGCUACAUUGACCGACUGCUGGUGAGGAUCAUGGAGACCUCGCCCACAUUGCUGCAGAUCUCCCCUGCACCCCCCAAGUAACCAUUCAGUCCAUCCCUGGAGGGUUGGUGAGGACCUGUGUAAUGCCCUCCACUGACCUGUCUCACCUGAGUAGGGCACAGCCUGCCCUCAUGAUCACUCUGCUCCCUUCUCCAUCCCACCUCUGCUGGGGUUGCUGGACGGGGCCCUUUUGACCUUCCACGAGAGCCCUGGGUCUUUCCUACCUACCCAUUUCACACUUGUAGCUUUGGGUCCCCCCUCAAAGAAUUGGAACAAGGAUGUCAGCUGUCAAGAUGGCCCAGAAGUGAGCUGUGGGUUCUGGGGUGAGCUGUGGUAACUAGGGCAACACUGUUGCCAGCACAGAUUUAACCACCUGUGAGGUUGGUCAAUUGUUUCUUCUUGGCCCUUCAUCUUCCUCCAGCACCUGGAGGGCCUCCUAGCAUUUUCUUGGGACUAGGAUGGGGACCAAACUGCUUGCUUGUCUGUGCACUAUAUAGACAACCAGGGCACCUACACCUCAACCUUGUGCCUGUACCCUAAGAGUAGGGAGCCUGUGUAUUUUAGUCUUGUCUCUCUCUGUCUGGGGCUGUGUGUGUGGAGCAUGUAUACAGUGUGGUGGCAGUGGCGGUGGUGGCGGUAUUAUGUGUCUGUGUUCUUCAGCUGCUCCUUGCCCCUCUUCAGACCCUCCCACUCCAUGUCCCAGUGGUAAUGGGUGGUGGGCUGGGUACAGGGAGACUGACUCCUCUCUCCUGAGGUUCUCCCUACCUCCCUAACAUGAGACCCAGGUUGGCGCUUUGGACUGCUCAUGUUUUGGGGAUCAGGCUUCCAUGUCUGUUGUUACCAUUUGUCCAGAUGCCAAAACUGUGCUGCUGUGGGGUUAGAACUUUUGGAAACCAAUUAAAAUGUGCCUUUUGUGGGUGAGGACAAGAGCCUCUGGGUGUAGGCCUCUCUCUGGUUGUGGUGUCCCCGCCCUCCCAUUGAGCACAUGAAAAUGGCUGUUAGGGUCCUGAAAGGGGAAUAUGGAUCAGAUUUCUUGCUUCCCUAAGAAGUACCUCAGCUAAGACUCUGGCAAACCUGCUGCCACCCCCUAAGUCUUCCUCCCACCUCCUGCUCCUUCCUUGCCCUCCAUUCGGAGCAUCGUGGGAUAAAAAUCGAUCAUGCAUAAGCCUGGGGAUACCCUGCAACUUACAGUAUCUGACCUUGAGUCCCAGAUGUGCUGAACCUGUGGGCUUGUCUGGAAGUAGGAGACUUCCCUCUGCCUCAGGAAACACCUGUGCUUAGGAAACGCCUUGUGGCUCUCCAGCUGUUCUGUAAGCUGCUGUGCAGCCUCCCUGUUGCUCACCAACCCUUUCCAUCUCUCCUGGCUUGGCUAAGUGCAUUUUGAAGCCAAGUAUCUACCCUGUGGUUCAGCUUCUAGUUUGCUUGUGAAUACAGCAGGUCUCCUCAUGGCAUCUGCAGAGGUCCUUGGUGGCUUUGCGUUAGCAAAAAGUAUGCGUGAAAGAGGUGGGAUGCUGAACAAAGGAUGCUUUUGGCCCAGUGGAAAGGCAACGACUCUCUUUAAGGAUCAUGAGUUCACUCAGAACACCUCGAGAGGAUAUGCUCUGGAUGAUGUCAAUCUUCUGCCAGCAUACAGCAGAUGAAAUCCCACAAUGGGGUCCCCCACAGUAUAGUUACCAACUCUAGGUCAACUCAGAAAUGGGAAAGUAACCACCAGUUCCAAGACUUUUGACCACUCUGUGUGUGAGGGACGGGGUGUCACUGGUAUUGGAGAGUGCCUCUUGAGGAAGCAAACCCCUCUGCUCAGUAUUUCUCUGGGCUUUCUAUGGUUCCAGCUCUGUCCCUCAUCUUUCAAUCAUCCCUGCUGUUUGGCCUCCCUAUGUGGCCGGGGCAGGGGGUGUCUUAGCAGAGGUUCUGAACUGAAGCCAGGGUUUUGCUUGUGUCUGCUCCAUACCACACAUUGCAGAGUGCAGCUGGCAGACAGUGAGCAGGCACAGUUCUGCUCUGCUGUUUGUCUUCCUAGUUGAAACUCCUGUCUAUAAAGAGCUUGUUCUUCAUGUUUUGAGCACUUUAUGAAGAAUAAAGAAUCCGUGUACCACA
Myodes glareolus (Bank vole) is the source of this 6092-nucleotide messenger RNA. It is a transcript of the gene Rab11fip5, whose product is annotated as RAB11 family interacting protein 5. Gene Ontology annotation, biological process: regulated exocytosis. Gene Ontology annotation, molecular function: small GTPase binding. Lineage: Eukaryota; Metazoa; Chordata; Mammalia; Rodentia; Cricetidae. The record is from RefSeq and is a predicted model, not a curated record. Gene Ontology annotation, cellular component: phagocytic vesicle; recycling endosome; early endosome.